GUUGGCCUGAUCGCCUCCGCCUAUAGCAUUGCACUCAAGCCCCCUGACUCCUUCCUGGAGGGAGUGGCCAGGACUGGACGGUACACAUUUAUCGCAGCUGCCAUUGGUGCCAUAUUUGGCAUUGCCUCCUGCGUCAGUGCCAAGGUCCGCGAGAAACCCGACGACCCCCUGAACUACUUUAUUGGAGGCUGUGCCGGAGGUCUGACCCUGGGAGCACGCACCCACAGCUAUGGGGUCGGAGCUGCAGCCUGUGCGUACAUGGGCAUGACGGCCGCCCUGGUCAAGAUGGGCCGGCUGGAAGGCUGGAAGGUGUUUGCAGAGCCCAGGGUAUGAGUCCCACCACCUCCCUCAACCUUGGGCAGGUGGAAAUGCCCUAAAAUUAAAUUAUGUGC
Molossus molossus (Pallas's mastiff bat) is the source of this 392-nucleotide messenger RNA. Its product is annotated as NADH dehydrogenase [ubiquinone] 1 alpha subcomplex subunit 11-like. The transcript has a single exon. The record is from RefSeq and is a predicted model, not a curated record. NCBI's taxonomy places the organism in Eukaryota, Metazoa, Chordata, Mammalia, Chiroptera, Molossidae. The annotation marks the transcript as partial. Gene Ontology annotation, biological process: mitochondrial respiratory chain complex I assembly.